AGAAGACACAGACCGUAUACAAAUAAAGUUCGCCUGAUAAUGACACUGGUGGUUACUCAUUAACUAGUCCAAAGUUGCAUGAAGCAGAGAUCGCGAUGUUGAAAUCGUUUCUUACAUCAAACACGUCCUCAGAACUCACUUGCUCCGUGUUUGAUAAAGCGGUUGUAGUUUGACUCCAGUCAGCUCCACACACAGGCAGCAGAGCCAAAAUGGCGGCCCUGCGAGCUGCUAAACAAGCGCUGAGGAAAGAGAUAAAGCGGCGUGUGGCGGCGCUGAGUGACGAGGAGAAACUACGUCAGUCUCUGAUUGUUUCACACAAGCUGUUCCAACAUCCCAAGUACGUGUCCAGUAAGCGGAUCGCGCUCUUUCUCAGCAUGAGCGAUGAAGUGCGCACUGAGGAGAUCAUCAAGGACGCGUUUAAACUGGGCAAAAGCUGCUUCAUCCCCAGGUACGAGCGCAGCAACAGUCACAUGGACAUGCUGAAGCUCGGCGGUCUGCAGGACAUGGAGACGCUGCCUCUGACGUCCUGGAACAUCCGACAGCCUGCAGACGAUGACGAGAGCAGAGAGGAGGCGCUGGCUGCAGGAGGUCUGGACCUGAUCCUGAUGCCAGGCCUGGGUUUUGACAAAUCGGGGAAUCGCCUGGGACGGGGGAGGGGCUACUAUGACACCUAUUUGGAGCGCUGCGUCAAAAGCCCGAAAGGAAAACCCUACACCAUUGCUCUGGCCUUCAAAGAGCAGCUGUGUCAGGAAAUCCCUGUGGAUGACAACGAUGUGCUCAUUGAUGAAAUCCUGUACGAGGGUGACGAGUGAAACUCCCACUGAACAGCACUGCAGACUUUUCCAUUCCUUACAACAAGAACAGCCCGACUGGAACUAACGAGACACUUUACAUUGACCUAAAUACAGACAUCAUUAAAGGUGCACGAGGCAACACUGAGCUGCCGCUUGUCAGACCAGAACAAAUGUGAGUGUUAUAAAAUAAUGCUGCGCCUGUGUGUGUCGCACAAGAUAUGGAACAUAAAGUUUGUCCAGGAUGAGAA
This is a messenger RNA of Solea senegalensis (Senegalese sole), 1042 nucleotides long. It is a transcript of the gene mthfs, whose product is annotated as 5,10-methenyltetrahydrofolate synthetase (5-formyltetrahydrofolate cyclo-ligase). Gene Ontology annotation, cellular component: mitochondrion. Lineage: Eukaryota; Metazoa; Chordata; Actinopteri; Pleuronectiformes; Soleidae. Gene Ontology annotation, molecular function: 5-formyltetrahydrofolate cyclo-ligase activity. The record is from RefSeq and is a predicted model, not a curated record. Gene Ontology annotation, biological process: tetrahydrofolate interconversion; folic acid-containing compound biosynthetic process. Bases 210 to 812 code for a protein of 200 amino acids. The transcript has 3 exons.